This is a messenger RNA of Bufo bufo (common toad), 1110 nucleotides long. RefSeq names its product gap junction protein delta 4 (gene GJD4). The record is from RefSeq and is a predicted model, not a curated record. Lineage: Eukaryota; Metazoa; Chordata; Amphibia; Anura; Bufonidae. The coding region runs from base 1 to 1110 and encodes 369 amino acids. Gene Ontology annotation, cellular component: connexin complex. The transcript has 2 exons. Gene Ontology annotation, biological process: cell communication.
AUGGAAUAUUUUGACUCAAUGGGAUAUUUGAUCAUUACAUUCAACUACAAUGUUACUGUAAUUGGCAAAAUCUGGUUAACACUGAUGAUCCUUCUAAGGAUGGUGAUGGUUGUUCUUGCUGGAUACCCACUCUACCAAGAUGAACAAGAGCGAUUCAUCUGCAACACAUUACAGCCCGGUUGUUCCAAUGUCUGCUAUGAUAUUUUCUCUCCCAUGUCCAACAUGAGAUAUUGGCUUAUUCAGACUGUCACGGUCUUCUUACCCUAUGCUUUAUUCAGCGUCCAUGUCUUCCAUAAGGUGAUGACAUAUAUGGCAACAUCAAAUGACAACUGUCGAAAAAGUAACUCUUCCACCUAUCAUGGAGUGGGUUUACAAAUGGAAAUACUUGAUUUCUCACAAGCUUAUCUUGUCCACAUAGUGUUAAAAAUUUUAUUGGAACUUGGGUUUGGCGUUGGUCAAUACUUUCUUUUUGGCAUCUUAGUUCCAAGUAGAUUCAGCUGUUCUCAGGAACCAUGCACCAAUAAUGUUGAUUGCUAUAUCUCAAGACCAACUGAAAAGUCCCUUAUGAUGAUUUUCAUUUGGGGUACUGGCAUUGUUUCUCUGAUUUUGAGUUUUGUUGAUCUGAUUUGUAUCUUUCAUAGAAGAAGCUAUUCAGAGAAAAUUAAAAAGCAGCUACUGCUCCUCGAAAACGAUUCUCUAAAAGGUGGUUGCUGUUCAGAAACUCCUCCACACACAAAGCUAGCUGUGACUUCAGACCAGAUGGUCAUCUACCCCAACUGCCCUUCCCACAACCUUGAAAAAGCAUGCGAACAAGUCAAAGGUGACUCCCAUUCCUUGCCUUCAUUAGAAGGGGAAACCGCUUCAUUUCAGACUGAAAGCUCUCGUCAAGACGUGGGAAAGUCUAAUAUGAAUGCAAACAGUAAUAAGACCUGCUCCUGGCAAGUGAACGUGGUAUCAACUGGAAGCAAUACAUUUGGAAAUGAACAUCAUCUGCUCACCCAAAGGCAAGCAAGGGCUAAGAAAGUAAAUUGCAGUAAUCACAGUCUGGCGGAUGGAUCACAAAUGGACAAAAACUCUGGAUCAAAAAACAAAAAAUCAGAGUGGGUCUAA